AUGGCGCGCUCGCAGAAAUCCGAAGAGAAAAAUUCUGCCAAAGAGGUAAAGGAAAGCUCCAAAAAGGAAAAAAAGGAUUCAAAGAAGAAAGAGGCCAAAGAAAAAGCUCCACAGUUCUCGACUGCCGUCACAGUCAUUAAUCGUGGAGAGGUCCCAAAGGGAACCACCUUUUCCAACGAAGAUGUCAAAACGCUUUCCCACCCACCGACCAAGAAAUCAGAAAAGGGAUUAAAACCGACAUCGGCAAAAAUUUUUUCGGGUAAAAUCGAAUUCAAAGAGAAAAUCAUCGCCGGAAAUCGGAACAAAAAACUUCUCAAUUACAAAUCAAUUAAAAUGCUGCAGCAGUUAACUUCUGACAACCGCUUGGUUUUUGUGCAUUACGAAAAUGAGAAAAACGGUUACUUUUUCGUCCUUGGUGUGUCUGAAGCCAACCACGCGGUAGCUUUUAUGAACACAGUGAAAAAAGCCAAUAUUAAUGCGGAUAUUCGAUGGGCAGACGAGGCUUCCAACAGCCACAGUGACCGAAGGGAUUCUAGUGCGACCUAUGAGUACGCCGUGACACAAUCCACAUCACAAAGGACUCCCGAAGUGUCUAAACCUAUAGUCCUCCAAGGUUCUUCUCCUGAUAAAAAAAAUCGAAAUGGAACUAAAACUGUAAACUCGUACAUUUGCAAUGGCUCUGAUUCCGAUGAUGAUAAUGAUGAAACGAUAUACUCAAGGCAGACUCCUGGAGAUUCAAGUGAUCACGCCGACAAAGUUCACGCAACUGCAUUUCAUGGCAGAAGUACUGAUUCAGGCGACGAAAUUGCUUUUGACCAUGGACCCCGGUCAUUUUCCAAUAAAAUAGUGACCAGAUAUAUUUACACGGGGCCAAGUGACGAGGAGGAUUCAAUUACCGGAAGCGUCCUUCAAGAAAAGCCCAAACACAAAAAAUCCAGCCGACCCAACCACCAGCAUUACAUUUUGGAAGAUGACUACAGUGCUUCCAUGACACCAACGACCUCGGACUUAUCUGAUGGUGAUUACUACUCUAAUAACGGAUUUGGAAUUUUGAAAGUACGCUCCGAGAAGACGCCUUUACACCGAAAGGCUAGCUCUAGUCGAAGGUCACCUCGCCAACUAAAGUCGAGAGAGCUGCCUCUCUCUGAAGCGGAGAGCAAGAAAGGCGGGUGGCAUUGCGAUUUCGUUGUUGUCACACCCACAAAGGACGGAGGUGCAAAGGUCUCGCCUGAUGGGUCCGUAAUGCUCUACGUCGCAACGCGUGCAAACGUUCGUAAAGGCUCCAGUAGUUCUUCUGAUGAAGACAGCACCUCGGACGGAGAAAGCAAUUUCUCGUACACGUCGAACUCAACACUCACACUCGAGGGUACUGCAAGAAAUCGGGCAAUAAACGGUCUGGAAGUAAAUUAUGGUAAUGGCCUACGGUAA
Molecule: messenger RNA, 1428 nt
Organism: Mesocestoides corti
Lineage: Eukaryota; Metazoa; Platyhelminthes; Cestoda; Cyclophyllidea; Mesocestoididae
Source: the annotation of a GenBank genome assembly